UAGUCUAUGUUGUAAGAAAUAUCGAACAAUACACAAGCAGUUUUAUACUAACCGAAAUGCAUCCUAUUCGUUUCACUUGUGCAAACAACUUCGCGUACACAUGUAUACAUAUGUAUGUAUGUACAAACCUUUUAUCAAGAAGCACCUUGUAAAAAGUUUCUUAACUGUUACCUGAGAACUCAGACUUAAGUUUAAGGACAGAAAAUUUCAAAAUAUUUAUUAGAGAGCAUUGAGUUGUUUAUUUUUAAUCAUAAGUUUCAUAAGUGGCCUGAUUUUCCAUUGUGCAUAAAUAUUUUAUUCGAUGGGUUCUGUCGGAGCGAUCGGUCUGCGAGUGGUGCGGGUGGAGCGAGUGGUGCGCGUCGGGCGAGUAGUGCGCGUGGAUCGAGUAGUGCGCGUCGGGCGAGUAGUGCGUGUGGAGCGAGUAGUGCGCGUCGGGCGAGUAGUGCGCGUGGAGCGAGUGGUGCGCGUCGGGCGAGUAGUGCGCGUGGAGCGAGUGGUGCGCGUCGGGCGAGUAGUGCGCGUGGAGCGAGUAGUGCGAGUAGGGCGAGUGGUCCGUGUAGGGCGAGUAGAGCGCGUUGGACCAGACUGAAGAGCUCUUCUCACAUUUUCACAGGAGAGUGUCCUACACUGCACUAUAGUCACUGGAAAUACAAAAAUAAAAUGAGAUAAAUUGAUCAAUUAUAAAAUAUAAUUAGUAAUAUACGCCGCUCUAUAUUUCGUAGACUUACAUUGACAGGAGGCGUCAGACAACUGGCAACGGGAGAUAUUGCGCCAACUAGGAUUGCUUCUCCGGCAAUUGUUGUUAAAGACAUCAGUGACAUCGUUGGAAGUUCCCAGACGAGCCUGAUUGCGUAGACAUCUGGUGUUCUCGCGCUGGCAAAUCUCACGUCCCAGAGGCGAUAUCGUCGUCUGGCUAGCCACGCAAAUGCAACCAAUAGCUAGGAAUUGAAUAUGUUAGAAUUUUCUAUGACUACUGUUGACUUGACUCCUAGAUUCUCACCCAAUAGCAAAGAAAUUUUCCACAUCUUGGUGUUGUUACGUAAAGCGCAAGAUCAAGUUCUGUGCUGGAACAGUGCUGAUACUUGGGCUUUUAUAAAGGGCUGGAAAUAUUUUGGGGAAACACCUGUUUUCUCUGUAUAGAAAAGACUCUAUUAUCACGAGUUUCAAGAAGCACGAAACAACGGUGCAUUCAAAUGGCUAAAAGACAAUAAACUCGCUUUGUCAAAAAAUUUCUUUAUAGCUCUCCCAGUUUUGUGUUCGUUGUACUUCAUUUUUUUGAAGGAACAUCUUUUUUGGUUGGUUUCGAAAGGUAUAUAAAGGGUUCGGCAUCAGUAGUAUUCAGUAGUAAUCAGAACGAGUAGUUCUCAUCAGCCAGAAGUAAACGGAGAAAAUGAAUAUUAGUAUCAUUUUGGCUUUAUUUGCUGUCCUCUGCCUGACUAUGAUAUCUGGUCAGAGGAAUGACUGCGACGCACUGCGACGCGCUUGCGAAAGUUGUUCGAGGGGUUUGCAGAAUCCGGCGGAUCGUAGCCUGCCCGCAUUGAAUAGGGAGUGCAGGAGCAAGACUCGUACUACCUGGGUUUGGCGCGAUAUUAGCCGAUGCGAGCUUACCAGAUUAAACUGUAUAGGAGCUAAUCGUCGCUUGAACUGUGCAGAUAUUGCUGAACUUGCUAAUAUGCAACGUAUCAGGAACUGAGGAAUUAUUGACAAUUGAUAUGAUGAUUUAAAUUUAAUCUAAAAUAAAAUAUAAAAGAGAGCAUUGAAUUAAAUACCUUUGUAUUUUUUAUGCUCGGUACUCAACGACGACGGAACCAGUAAUUAACAGUGUAGAUAAUGUGCAGUCACAGCGAUAGCUGAUCUGCCAAUAAUUUUCCGGUAUAUAAAGACUUGAACUCUUGACUGUGACGCAACACAAGUAUGUUUCGAUACACUUAUACCGCUUGACUACUUAACUUUCUCAAACUACAGCGCGUUAUUGUUUGAACUUCAUGUUUCCUGGCGGCGAUCUCACAUACUGUACUUGUCUGGGUUCUACAAUUUUUGGCCGCUUGAACCGAAAUUGGUUUUUCGUUUUGCUUUGAGGGCUGAUGUAGCGACCUGCGCUGACCUGCCGCUACAUAAAUAAGGAAUGGGCAAAUUGUGCGAGGGUGGGAAGCAAUAAAAUAUAUUAAUUGUUUGAUUUAUUUGAAAUUGCACCUUUACAUUUUUUUUUUUUAAUUAAAUAUUGUGCAAAUGCCGUCGGCUUUCAACUUAGAAACUCUGUUAAUAAACUUAUAUACUGUAUGGUUAGUGUCGAUACUUUAGGGUGGUCUAACAAAAUGUUUAAUUUAGGAAAAAUGUAAAAAUUUCGAAAAAAUUUAAAAAUGUAAUAAAAAUUAAAAAAAAACCAAAAAG
Molecule: messenger RNA, 2391 nt
Organism: Drosophila obscura
Lineage: Eukaryota; Metazoa; Arthropoda; Insecta; Diptera; Drosophilidae
Exons: 3
Coding region: 1391-1693 (100 amino acids)
Source: RefSeq, a predicted model, not a curated record